This is a messenger RNA of Talaromyces proteolyticus, 705 nucleotides long. RefSeq lists its product as uncharacterized. The record is from RefSeq and is a predicted model, not a curated record. Lineage: Eukaryota; Fungi; Ascomycota; Eurotiomycetes; Eurotiales; Trichocomaceae. The transcript is spliced from 7 exons. Bases 199 to 705 code for a protein of 168 amino acids.
GAAGCAACUUGUUAGGACAAAUCGGAGACCGAGGCAGCUCCAAUCUUAGUACCCCUCAUCCCCUCAUCCCAGCAACCCCUCAUCACGGCUGCAACAACGUCAAAACAUCAGUCAAUUCAUCUUGAGUUCUCCAUUGGAGCACGGUAUAUUGAUUCACAAGCAUACCAGCAAUAAGAAUAUCUUCAAUCAAUCAACAACAUGGCUGGAUUUCCAAGUCUCAAACCAGCGUUCACCAUCCAGGUAAAAAUCGACCCGCCCUUCUCCGUCGGCAGCCAUCACCGCAAAACCGGACUCGAUGUAGUUCCCAUGAUCGGUGGAACAGUCAAAGCAGAAUCCGAUUUUGCGCCUUCUCUCAAUGCAACCUUUGUCGGUACUGGCAAUGACUAUAUUCGCGCCGACCCGGAUCAGAAAAGGCUGCGUCUGGAUGCGCAUAGCGUAUUGAAAACGCAUGAUGACGCUUUGAUUUAUGUCAGUUACACAGGAACAGUGAAUCUCUCAGAGGACUCGGCAAAGAUAUUAGCUGGGGCCGCUGGUGAUUUGGCGACGGAUUUCGGGGAUUCUUUUACGCAAUUCCACUUCGAGACUGGUGACGAGCGCUACAAAGAUCUCGAGAACGGGGUGUUUGUCGGACAGGGUCGAUUUAUUUCAAAGACUGGAGAGAAGGUGAUUGUUGAAUACAAGGUCAGCCAGGCUGUCCUUGGAUAA